Pistacia vera is the source of this 941-nucleotide messenger RNA. RefSeq lists its product as uncharacterized. The transcript has 3 exons. Bases 196 to 837 code for a protein of 213 amino acids. NCBI's taxonomy places the organism in Eukaryota, Viridiplantae, Streptophyta, Magnoliopsida, Sapindales, Anacardiaceae. The record is from RefSeq and is a predicted model, not a curated record.
UUUCAACUUUACUGGAAAAAAAGUUGCAAUGGGUGGUUGAUAUGAGGCAGAGAGAAAAAGAUAUCACGUACUCAAACAAACUUUUUCUUCUGCCGGAUCUUACUUGAUCAAAAUCUAUGAUAAUAUUAUUAUUAGAUUCAGUUGCUUCCUGAUCAUAUUACUCCGGUCUUGGAAGAAAUAAGCUACUUCUUCAACAUGAGUGCCUUUUACCAUGAAGAGCCACCACAGGACUCCAAGAGAUGCAAAUUCCUUGCCAUGGUUUUGAAGAAUGUGUUUUCAAAUUGUCAUAACGGCAAUGGACGGUUUCCGCCUUCGAGCCCAGAGGAGGAGUAUCAAACAACCGACUUUGAUCAUGAGCAGGAAGUGGUUGUCUCAGAAAUCCGAAGUCGAGCAAUGGAGAAGCUGAGACGCAAGCCUUGUCCCAUGACUGAUAGCUUUUCCUGGGUCUUUUCACCAAGAAGCAGAGAAUUGUACUUAAAAGCACAUCAACAAAAAUAUGAUGAUGAUGAUGAUGAAGAAGAAGCGAGAGAUGAAUACUUUUCAGUUGGAAGCUGUUUCUCUUGUUAUUCGAGUGCUGUGAGCAGGGAAGCAUAUUACUCGGUAAAGACAAACUUAUCCGGCUAUAGUCCAAGCUUGAAUGGGUUUGAUUUUCAAGAUUUUCCAAAGCUUGAUUUUCAGGAUCUCCGGAGGUCUAUAGUUCAAGAACUUUGCUUUUGUGAGGGAUGGCCAUUCGGCCUCUGCAGGAGGGCUGUGUUACUACCACCUCUACCCAAAUCGCCAUCUGAAUCUUGGUCAUGGCGUAAAGGCACUAGAAUUGCUAAGAUGCCUUGUCUUUAGGAUAUCUGUUUUCUUUUUCCUUUAUUUCUUCUGUUUAUCAAUGGAAGCAGAUCUACUCGCUUAAGAAUAAUAAAGAGCCUAAAAAGGCACUUCAGGCAGCCAAA